GGAACAUAGAAAUUAUAUUUUCAUUCAAUGUAAGUUGAAAAUUCAAACUAAAAUAUUAAAUUUUUACAGAAAACAUGGAGUGGAUAAAAUCUAUUUACUAGAACCGGGUUUAAAACCUACAAACUCACAUCGAAUAUUUUUAAUAUCUAGUAAUCUUAUAUCUUGUAAAAGAGUGCUUGAUCAAAUUCAAUCAGAAAUGUCUCAAUCUGAUGGUUUAAAUUUUCAUAUAUUGAUAAAUCCAUACAUACCUACUGUGGUGCACUCGCUUAUUGAUGAAGAAGGUAAAACAAAUUUAAUGUAAUGUAUUUAUAUUAUUUUAUACAACAGUAAUUAUGAUUUCAUUUUAUUUUAAUUAUUUAAAUCAUCCACACUGGCUGACUUGGUGACCGUGCGAGCAUUGUCAUGGGAAUUUAUUAGAAUUGACGACAAUGUAUUGUCAUUAAAAUGUCCAAUAUUUGUUGAUUUAUAUUAUCACAAGAACACAAGGAUCAAGUAUUAAAAAUGAUUGAUACGAUACAGGAAGACACAAAAUCUACAAAUUGUAGCAGUAAUGAUAUCUAUUUUAACGAUGUAUUUCCGAAACUUCGUGCCAUGGCUAAGGCAUUAAAAUAUGAUUAUCUAGUACGCAGUCUUCGUUUAUUGUGUUUACUUUAUAUUGCCUGCAGUGGUCUUACUCCUAAUGAGUCUCAUAUAAUUCAAAAAUCUCAUCUUCACGCUCAUGGAUAUGAAUAUGUACCUUUAUUUUUUAAACUCGAAGCUUGUGGAUUUUUGCGUUAAAAAAAAAAAUUUUGAACAAAUUACCCACUUGGAGUGGUGAAUGGACCAGCAAUGCUCAGCGUAUGAAAUUACGACCAAAUCAAUCGAAAAAAUCAGAGGAAACAUCGGUUGGUCCAAGUUAUGUGUUCAGCGGUUCAAACAUUCCAGCUAUCGCUCAAUUUUUAAAAACUUCAAUAUCACAAGUUUCUAAUCCUAAAGGCUAUGAAGAUUUAAUCAACUUACCUGAAUGUCAUGUCAAUCGGCCUCGCACAGUGGUACAACCAAAAAUUGUAAUUAUUUGCAUAAUAGGAGGAAUUACAUAGGGGAAAUAUCAGCAUGUCGAUUUAUAGAAAAAUCCAUGGGAAUAAAACUUGCUAUUGUUUCAGAUAGUUUAUUAACUAGUGAUAAGCUUUUCAAAAGCAUUCAAGAUGCAUAG
Cotesia congregata is the source of this 1192-nucleotide messenger RNA. NCBI's taxonomy places the organism in Eukaryota, Metazoa, Arthropoda, Insecta, Hymenoptera, Braconidae. The record is from the annotation of a GenBank genome assembly.